GUCUAAGGCAGAUAUCAUGUCAUGAGAAAUCUGAAGAGUUAAAUGACGAAAGAUCUAGGGAACUCAAGACAUCUGAAGAGAGCGAGGACGAAUCAUCUGAAGAGAUGGAUGUUGAAAUGAUGUAUGAUGCCCUGCCUGUUCAUCAUGAGAGCUCCAGACCCAGAAGAGCAGAAGCUGAAGUGGAUUAAGAUCUUCCAACUGCAGCAGGCGGACGGAUACUGGGAGUUAACUGUUGAGCUGGGAAAACUGGUCAAUGUCAACGUGGAUGCGUUUGCUAACGUGUUCCUGAAGAACAAAGGCAUUCAUUCUCUGGGUGCGAAGGCCAACACAGGCAUCCGGAGGCUGGUGGCGACUCUGUUGGUUCUGCAGCUGAUGAGGGAGGAGGAGCUGGAGGAAGGAAAACUGCUGCAGAGUUUGUUUAACCUGAAGGAGCCGACUGGGUCCAGGUCUGAGCGCUGGCAGCAGGUGAAGAAGGCAGUGGACUGGGUGCGUUGGGCCGACCGGGAGUAUCCGUGCGCCUGCAGCCGGCUGGAGUUCGGCUGGAGCUGGGAGUCUUCCACCCGCCAGCUGCUGGGCUUCGAACGCUUCCCCCCGUUCUCACCGCUCAUCAGCCUGGAGCUGCAGAAGACCGCAGCGCCGCUGGCCAUCCACUGAGGAAAUGAUGCAACAUUUUCUGAAUGUCAUAUAUCAAUUUGUAUUUUGUUUUGCUUUUUUAUCUGCUUUGGUUUGUGUUUAUGUGCAAAGAGGUGAAGAUAAUCAAAAAUUACAUGACAAAAUAUUUAAAUAUUUUAUCAUUUUAAAACAUGAGAGGAAGGAAGAGAAAGAUUUAUGUUUCAUCCACUUAAAUGAUACAAAUGGAUAAAUAGAAUUAGAAACAAAACCGUUAUUAAUCACAAACUGGAGAACAUAAUUGAUGCCACAAUGUGAACAUCUUCCUCCCUAAUAAAUUCAGAAAUGGUGGAUUGCUUUUAUCUUAAAAACUAACAAGAAUAGAUUAAAAUGUGUUUGAUACUUUUGGAGUUUAAUUCUUGUUGUGUUUUAAAACUAAUUUUUUGGGAGAAAUUAGCUAAUUUUUGAACUCACUUUCAGAUUUUACUUUUAUCUGAAGAUGGCUUAGAUCUCAAAUAUAUAUAUAUUUUCUUUAUCUUUUGUUGUUUUUUAAGGCGGUUUAAGGCGCCUUUGGUUUUACAAACUGCUUUACAUAUAAAAUCAGUAUUCACAUGGAAAUGGUUGCAUGCAUUGGAAAAACAAACAGCAAAAAUAAUCUGAACCUAUUUUCAGUAUCAGUUAAUCUAAAGCAACAUUAUUUUUCACUAUCUAUGACAGUAACCUGUUAAAAUAAAAUUUCAACGGCUCUUUAAGUACUUUAUUCAGUUAUUAUGUCCACAAAAUCAUCCAAAGAAUUCUACGGUGGCUUGUUUUUAUACCCGUGUUUAUUGAAUCUGUAAUCAUUUUUAUUUGACUGAUUAAAGUAAUCUGAAAAUGUUUUUUUUAUUUAAUUCUUUUAUGGCAUUUGGGUAAUGGUCAGAAAAUUAAAUGAACAAAGCCAAAGUUCUGACCAUGAAUUUGUUUCAAUCAUCUCAUCUUGUGAUUCUCUUAUUGAAACUUUGACAUUUUUGAUGAAUGAAUUUAUACAAAUUAACUGUUUUGAAUGUAUUUUUAAUCAACUUACUGUCUUUGUUGACCUAUUCAUAGCAAAAUUCGAAUAAAUUACUAAUAUAGCAA
This is a messenger RNA of Xiphophorus hellerii (green swordtail), 1725 nucleotides long. RefSeq names its product protein mono-ADP-ribosyltransferase PARP4-like. The coding region runs from base 124 to 654 and encodes 176 amino acids. The transcript has 10 exons. Gene Ontology annotation, molecular function: NAD+ poly-ADP-ribosyltransferase activity. NCBI's taxonomy places the organism in Eukaryota, Metazoa, Chordata, Actinopteri, Cyprinodontiformes, Poeciliidae. Gene Ontology annotation, cellular component: cytoplasm. The record is from RefSeq and is a predicted model, not a curated record.